UCGGCUGUCGGCCUCAGUCCGAGGCGCGCCCCCCUCCCGGACGGCGCGGUCCGGGCCCCCCCCCCCCCCCCUCCAGCAUGCGGGAUGGCAUCGGCCGUGUUUGAGGGGACCUCCCUGGUCAACAUGUUCGUGCGGGACUGCUGGGUGAACGGGAUCCGCAGGCUGAUCAUCAGCCAGCGCGGGGAGGAGGAGGACUUCUUCGAGAUCCGGACCGAGUGGUCCGACCGGAACAUUCUCUACCUGCACCGGAGCUACUCGGACCUGGGGAGGCUGUUCAAGCGGCUGCUGGAGUCUUUUCCGGAGGACAGGAGGCUCCUGUCCAAGUGUCCCCUCAUAGAAGGACUGGUGAAAAUCAAAGAGGCGAGCGACAUCGAGGAGAAGCUGAACGAGGUGGAAAGACUACUGAAGAACGCCAUCAACAUGCCCUGCAAGUAUUCCAGGUCGGAGGUGAUGCUGACUUUCUUCGAGCGGUCGCCGCUGGACCAGGUGCUGAGGAACGAUAAGGUCCACAGAAUCCAGCCGUGCUUCCAGAGUCCAAUCAAGAUCUCAGAAAUCAUGCGGUCGAACGGAUUCUGUUUGGCCAACACAGAAACCAUCGUGUUCGAUCACAGUAUCGAUGAAGAGAAAGAGAGGCCCUCGUCCACAGACUCAGUCGAGCACACGUACGAGGACGGGACAGAGUUUUUGCCGAUGGACGGGGACGUGUGCGACGAGGAGACGGAGGCGUACGUCACCAACCUGUCCUACUACCAUCUGGUUCCAUUUGAAACUGACAUCCUGGAAUGAGGAUUCACACAAACUGUCCAUUAAAAUCCAAAACUGUCACCGAAUGGAGCCAAACUGCGCAACGCUGCACACAGUGGCUCCAAUUUAAAGCUGCUGAGCUUUUUUUUCUUUUUUUUUGGGCCCAUUUUUGGGUUUAUAUGCAGAAUGCAAGCAGAUAGCAGAUGACGGGAACAGCAGCAGGCGUUCUCUGUGACGCCACCGCCGUGCCUCUUCCGGAGCCGUGAUGGAGGUCCUCAGACCUCAGCAGCAUUAUCAAACAUGCUGCUUGGAACUGAAACGUCACACUUCAGCGGAGUGAGGACUUAUCAGCAGGAAUGUGGGAGCAGAUGUAACUUAUUGGACCGUUUACUCUUUCUGACCAGCACACUCUCUUUUUUUUAUCGACUUGUUUUAUCUCUGUCGUCUCUCCUGCGGGCCGCUGAUCCGGAUUCUGCAGAGAUUUGUGAUGCAUCUGCAAAAGCCGAUCAUCCUGUCGCGCAAACUCGCUCCCUGAAGCGCUGCCCGGUCAGAGGAACCGACACACACCAGCAACAAGCGUACGGCUCCAUCGUAGGAAUGAUGGCAUUCAGUAAACACAAACACAACAAACAUGACCGACAGCUCAUAAACAAUGACUUCAGCAGGUUAUUUCAAUAAGAAUUGUUUUUUUUUUCCACUCAGUUCUUUGUUGAAUUAGCGAACACAGGAAAGAUACAAAUAGUAAUUUUAAUUUAGUUUGAUUCUUUCCUUUCUUAAUUAUUAACUUAGAUGUUAGUGACAGAUUUUUUUAUGUCGCUUUGUCUGAAAAAUGAAGUAAAAUGUGAAUGUAUUACAAGUGUAGCUCGUAAUGUUGCUCUUUUUUUUCCCCGCUCACAAAACCGAUAAUUUGAAGUUUCAGAGCGGAGACUGAGUGUCGUCAUUGUGUGGAAAACUAAAUCAUCUCGCCGCUGUUGUUGCCUUCCAAAGAGUGACAAAUGGGGCAAAGAGGGCUUUGUUUAACGGGUCGAUCGAGGUCAUUUCUGGCCCGUUUCUGUAAGACGACAUGAGUGGGUUCAGUUCGGUCAGAUGGCUGACUGCAGCCUCAGUCAGAGUGUGGGAGUCUGCAGCUCCGCCUGCCAUGGGGCUGAAUAAAAACCUCUCUUUAUCUGCAGAAGACAAAUGACCUUGCUGUCCUGUAACUGUCUGUAAGAGGAGUUGUGUGAAAAAAAAAGGCAAACAGUUGAUUGAAAUUCAUGCUUUGCUGUGUUUUAUGGAUCCUCCCACUACAAGCAGUGCACUCUGGUUUCUGAAACCCAGACGGUGGCGGAGCGGAGAGCACGGCGGAUAUUUUAAAUUCAAGUGAACAGCUAAAAAUGUUUCUUGGUGAGGGAUUAGUUGUCAUUGUUUUGACAGUUUUCUCCCUCCCCGCAGGAGCCAUUGAGGCCUUACAAUGUAGGCUAAGAGCUUGUGUCCAGGUUUUUAGCCUCCUAAAUACAAAGGCAUUCAACCCUUACAAACUUGGCACAUGAGCCCUGAGCAGAACAGGCCUCUGCAUGAGUCUAUUUAGCAACACAGUCAUGAUCACCAUUCACCCCGUGAGAAAGUACAGCUCUUUCACAGGCUACAAAACUGUUUCAUGCUCUUUUUCUGCUUUUUGUCCCUUU
Molecule: messenger RNA, 2408 nt
Organism: Salarias fasciatus (jewelled blenny)
Lineage: Eukaryota; Metazoa; Chordata; Actinopteri; Blenniiformes; Blenniidae
Gene: pxdc1b
Product: PX domain containing 1b
Exons: 5
Coding region: 85-786 (233 amino acids)
Molecular function (GO): phosphatidylinositol binding
Source: RefSeq, a predicted model, not a curated record